This is a messenger RNA of Seriola dumerili (greater amberjack), 3471 nucleotides long. RefSeq names its product acyl-CoA desaturase-like (gene scd). The record is from RefSeq and is a predicted model, not a curated record. The transcript has 6 exons. Gene Ontology annotation, molecular function: stearoyl-CoA 9-desaturase activity; palmitoyl-CoA 9-desaturase activity; iron ion binding. Gene Ontology annotation, biological process: unsaturated fatty acid biosynthetic process; response to fatty acid. Lineage: Eukaryota; Metazoa; Chordata; Actinopteri; Carangiformes; Carangidae. Gene Ontology annotation, cellular component: endoplasmic reticulum membrane. The coding region runs from base 178 to 1179 and encodes 333 amino acids.
ACCUCCAGCUCCAGCUCCCAUUGAUGCGAUCGCUGCGGAGCUGCUGACUGUCACUCUUCCUUUUCUGGGUUACUGUAGUUUUGGGUUAAACAGACCAGCUUCGUCUCCGUUUAACAGCCGGACAUUCCUUUCACCUCAUCUUCCUUGUCUUUGCGCAUCGCCCAAACCGCAGCCACGAUGACGGAGGCGGAGGCGUUGGAGAAGAAGCAGCAUAAGUCCAGCAACGGAAAUGUUCCUCCAGAGGCCACCACAGAAGACGCGUUUGAUCACACAUACAAAGAGAAAGAGGGCCCCAAACCUCCCAAGAUCAUCGUGUGGAAAAAUGUCAUAUUGAUGACUCUGUUGCAUAUAGGUGCCCUGUACGGCGUGUUCCUCAUCCCUUCAGCAUCUCCUUUGACCUUGCUUUGGUCCGUACUUUGUUUUUUGAUAAGUGCUUUAGGAGUUACUGCAGGAGCCCAUCGCCUGUGGAGUCACAGAUCCUACAAGGCGUCAUUACCACUAAGGAUCUUUCUUGGUGUUGCUAACUCCAUGGCGUUUCAGAAUGAUAUCUUUGAAUGGGCUCGAGACCACAGGGUCCACCACAAAUACUCAGAGACAGACGCGGACCCUCACAACGCCGUCCGAGGCUUCUUCUUUGCUCACAUUGGCUGGCUGCUGGUGCGCAAACACCCCGACGUCAUCGAGAAAGGACGCAAGCUGGAGCUCAAUGACCUGCUGGCUGACAAAGUUGUAAUGUUUCAAAGGAAGUAUUACAAGCCGUCGGUGCUGGUCAUGUGCUUCUUCGUCCCAAUGUUCGUGCCUUGGUACCUGUGGGGGGAGACUCUGUGGGUGGCGUACUUCAUCCCGGCUCUGCUGAGGUACACCUUGGUCCUGAACGCCACCUGGUUGGUCAACAGCGCGGCUCACAUGUGGGGGAACAGGCCCUAUGACAAGAGCAUCAACCCCAGGGAGAACAAGUUUGUCACGUUCAGCGCUAUAGGUGAGGGAUUUCACAACUACCACCACACGUUCCCCUAUGACUAUGCAACCAGCGAGUUUGGCUGCAAGUUGAACCUUACAACUUGUUUCAUCGACUUCAUGUGCUUCUUGGGCCUGGCCAAGGACCGCAAGAGAGUGUCCCACGAGCUGGUACUGGCCCGAAUACAGCGCACUGGAGACGGAAGCCACCGGAGUGGCUAAGAUUGUUGAGUUGUGGUCAGCUUCAAGGCAAGACAACCGAAACGAAGAAGCUUCACAGUCUUUGACAGCUAUACAUUUCUCAUCCUCUGAGGAUGAAAGUCAGCUUCAUGAGGGCCUUGACCACAUUUUGCUUGUUUUUGUGGUUUUUGUAGCUGUAACUAAACAAAAUGUUCAAGAUGGAUAAAAAAAAAAACAAAAAAAACAACACAUUUUUGCUAAGCUCUUAGCCUCAGUUUCUAUUGUUCAGUCAGGCCAAGGUCUUGCAAAGAUGUUUUAGAUUUGAAGUAGAUACAUUUUAAAAGUCAACUUCAUUCUCCGCUGUUUUGCCACUUUGGUGUGCAUUUCUUCAUGCAAGAUCAGUCAUGUAGCCGAUCAUUUUUCUGUAAGUAUUACUCAAUUAUUAAUCAAAAUAGACAAGAAGUGGAGCACUGAAAUAUGGAGUAACAAUGUUUUAACUGAUAAGGUAUGAUGCUGAUGGGGAGACUGUUGCCUUUUAUUGCAGUUUACAGCAAGUUUUUACAGUUCUGAUAUAAAUUAAGUUUUGGAGCGCUCUAAGAUCUGAAAAAAAAAGGAAAAAAAAAAGGAUGAGAGUUUGAAUCACGUUCGUUUCGUUAAAAAAAAAAGGAAAAAAAAAGUUGCUGGCUUUAAUGAAAUAUGGCACAUGAUGGAAGAGUGAGGGAACCCAGACCGUCUUAUUAUAACUUGACUAUACUGACAACUGGUAUGCCAAACCUGUACAGAAACCAAGUCAUGCAUUGUGUUUCUGUGUAUAACUUGGUUGUCUUUUGCAGAAAAAAAAAGACUAAUACUGUAUUUAGUCUGUGUAAUAAUUGGAUGGAGCGUUUUCAAGACAAUUUAAGGGACACAUUUAUCAUUAAAUUAAAACUGCCAUUGAACAUUAACAGCAAAUGAUAAAUGUCAUUUUACCGUAGAACCAUGCAAUGUUUAAUUGACUUUUUUUGUGUUUCUGGUGAAUAUAUCACAGUGCCAAGAGCGUGCCAAUUGUCGCCAUAUUUAUAAUCAUCUCUAUGGUCCACUAGAGCACACUAAGUCGAUAUUGCUUCUUCACUUAACAUUGUCAUGGAAGUUUUUAAAUAUUGUGGCAUCAGUGGCUUUUGCUUCCUCUUUGAGAUUUUUAUCCGACAUGUCCCUCUUUUGUCCCGAAACAUCUGCAGCAGCGGUCCCAUUGGUCGAUGUAGCAGCAGGUCAUGUGACAGUUCUGGUGUUACAAAAACAACAUGCCACCCAUGCAUGACGAUAUACUGUAGUAGGUGUUGUAGUGAGGUGUAUUUUUUUUGUCGGUGACUCUAACGGCAGAACCGCGUCUAUUUUUGUAAUGUACUGUGGAGCUGCAUCGCUUUUGGAUCAUCAGAACUGUUGCCGUGGUGAUUUCUGAGACAGGGUCUGGUUUCCUUUUGAUGUCCUACAAAAGCUGAUUGUUGUUGCAAAAUUUCAGGUGCAGCGAUGUUUAUGUUCAUCUUCAAUUCUGGUGUGCGGAAUGCUUACAUGACCUUAUUUAUGUAUUUAUUUUGUUUUUUUUUUCUUAUUGACUUAAAAAAAAUUAUUGCUCUAACCUGAACAAGUUUCUGCAUUCCAAAAUUUGGCAGACAGUCUGAUAAAAUAUAUCAAAUUGGAGCAGCUCUUUUUUUUUCCCAAGAGUCAGGAUACAACCUAAUGCCUUAUGACUUGCAUCCAUUCCUGAUCUUCUUCAUGUCCUGUCAGUUAAGACAAAAAGGCUCAAGCACCACAAAACAAAUCUGACCGUGGUCCAUGUUUACAGGCUGAAGCACCAGGUCGAACAUUGUUUUUAUUUUUAAACCACAUGAGCAUUUAAUUUAGCCAAAUGGUUGCGUGACAACAUCAAGGUAGUAUAAAAUAUAUGAAAUAUAUAUAUAGAUAUAUAUGACUAGAGCAUAGACGUUCAUUUUCAUACAAUCUGAUACAAACUUAACGCCUGGUGCAGACGUUUUAAUCACCAAAUUUAACUUGAAAAAUAUGGUCCCUGAUGGAUGUGCCAACUAGUUUCAACCCAUCACAGCAUCUCAGUAUGAAAUCCUCCACACAAAGGUGCUGUCAUGAGGAAUGUUGGAGCAUCAUCAGAGCUCCUACCAAACCCGACAAUAAAUAUCACAAGCCAUGCAAACAACUCCCGCUGUCCAGAGCGUAGAAAUCAACAUUUUCCUAAUGACAAUGAGGAUCAAAAGGUUGUCAGUCUGAAUGAUUAUGUCAAAUCUCAACUGUGUUCUAUUCUGAAAUUAAAUUCACAAUAUUUUCAAUACACUGGUAAUUCAA